GAGAGAGAGAGACAGAUAGUCCUUGAAAGGUGAGUGAUGCAUAAUGAAUGCGAGCUAUCUCAUCGAUGAAAUUAAGUGCAAGGACACACAAGUCUACAAUUGUAUUUGAGGUGGUGGUCUACGGUAGGGGCACAAUGCUGGCGAGGAAGGGCGUCUUGGCGGAGAAGUACCUGCUGACCAGGCUAGUGGAGGAUGACCUGUCGCAGCCGCGCUACCGGGCCAAGGCCAGCAGGGCCCGCUUUGUCACCAAGAAGGGCAGCUGCAACGUGGCCCACAAGAACAUCCGCGAACAGGGCCGCUUCCUGCGGGACAUCUUUACCACCCUGGUGGACCUCAAGUGGCCUUACACGCUGGUCAUCUUCACCAUGUCCUUCCUGUGCAGCUGGAUGGUAUUCGCCAUGCUGUGGUGGCUGAUCGCCUUCGCCCACGGUGACCUGGACGCAGGGCGGGUCGGGGCGGUGCCGUGCAUCACCAGCAUCACCAGCUUCACCUCGGCUUUCCUCUUCUCCAUCGAGGUGCAGGUCACCAUCGGCUUUGGUGGGCGAAUGGUGACGGAGGAGUGCCCGGCGGCCAUCGUUGCCCUGAUCGUCCAGAACAUCACGGGGCUGAUCGUCAACGCCGUCAUGCUGGGCUGCAUCUUCAUGAAGACGGCCCAGUCCAACCGGCGGGCGGAGACCAUCAUCUUCAGCCGCCACGCGGUGGUGGCCCUGCGCGACGGCCUACCCCGCCUCAUGUUCCGCCUGGGCGACCUGCGCAAGAGCAUGAUCAUCAGCGCCACCAUCCGCAUGCAGCUGGUGAAGAAGACCACCACCCGGGAGGGCGAGGUGGUCCCCAUCUCACAGAUCGAGGUGCAGGUGGAGAACCCGGUGCGCACCAACGGCAUCUUCCUGGUGUCCCCGCUCAUCAUCAGUCACACCAUCGACCGCCGCAGCCCGCUCUACGCCGUCUCCAAGGCGGACCUCCAGCAGGGGGACCUGGAGCUGGUGGUCCUGCUGGAGGGAGUGGUGGAGACCACCGGCAUCACCACCCAGGCCCGCACGUCCUACCUGCCCGACGAGAUCCUGUGGGGCCACCGCUUCGUCCCCAUCGUGACGGAGGAAGAGGGCAGGUACUCGGUCGACUACUCCAAGUUCGGCAACACGGUGAAGACCAACAUGCCGCCGCACAGCGCCGAGGAGCAGGAGAGGGGCCGGGACCAAAGCAGCAACGGGCCCAGGCCUCUGGCGGGCGCUCUGCGCAAACGUAGCUCCUCCAAGCCCGGCAACCCAUCGGGCAUAAAGCCGGCCGUGCACUUCCAGUCUCUAGACUCCCUCUCGGAUCUAUAAUCCUGCGCGGCAGGUAGAGCUGCUGCCUCACAGCGCCAGAGACCCGGGUUCGAUCCCCACCACGGGUGCUGUCUGUACAGGGUUUGUUC
Amblyraja radiata (thorny skate) is the source of this 1414-nucleotide messenger RNA. Its product is annotated as ATP-sensitive inward rectifier potassium channel 11-like. Gene Ontology annotation, molecular function: inward rectifier potassium channel activity. Lineage: Eukaryota; Metazoa; Chordata; Chondrichthyes; Rajiformes; Rajidae. The coding region runs from base 48 to 1325 and encodes 425 amino acids. The record is from RefSeq and is a predicted model, not a curated record. Gene Ontology annotation, cellular component: plasma membrane. Gene Ontology annotation, biological process: potassium ion import across plasma membrane; regulation of monoatomic ion transmembrane transport. The transcript has 2 exons.